Messenger RNA from Malus domestica (apple), 1464 nucleotides. RefSeq names its product loganic acid O-methyltransferase-like. The record is from RefSeq and is a predicted model, not a curated record. Gene Ontology annotation, molecular function: S-adenosylmethionine-dependent methyltransferase activity. NCBI's taxonomy places the organism in Eukaryota, Viridiplantae, Streptophyta, Magnoliopsida, Rosales, Rosaceae. Gene Ontology annotation, biological process: methylation.
UCUUACUUUCCAAUGCUUUUCACGUUUCCUAAAUUUUAAUUGUUUUACUUUGUCUUUUCAUAGCGUCAAGUAGCAGAGUAGGAACGGCCGAAAUGCAGAUAUAAGAAUAAUGACCCCCCAUGAUACAAUACAUGACAUACACAACAGCGAAACAUAGAGAAAGAGAGAGAUGGCUGCAGUCGAGGAAACAAGUAAGUUCUCCGAAGAGUAUCCAAUGAAAGGUGGAGAUGGCCCCAACAGCUAUGCCAACAACUCAACUUUUCAGAAAGGAACGGUGGAUGGUGCCAAAGAACUUUUAAGCAAGGCAGUUGCAGAAAAGCUCGAUUUGUUAUCUUCUAACACCUUUUACAUUGCUGAUUUGGGUUGCUCUGUCGGGCCAAACACAUUUAUCUCAGUUGAAAACAUAAUCGAAGCUGUGGAAUUCAAGUUUCAGAGCCAAGGGCUGAAUUCGCAGAUCCCUGAAUUUCAGGUCUUCUUUAAUGAUCAUACUCUGAAUGAUUUUAACAGGCUCUUCAAAUCCCUCCCGCAGACCAGGCGAUACUACGCUGCGGGCGUGCCGGGUUCUUUCUAUGGUCGUCUAUUUCCUAGUACGUCUAUUCAUUUUUUUCAUUCAACUUUUGCCCUUCAUUGGCUUUCUAGAGUACCAAAAGAGGUGGUGGACAAAAACAGUCCAGCAUGGAACAAAGGACGAAUUCAUUACUCAAACUCCCCUGAUGAAGUUGUAAGGGCUUACGAAGCUCAACAUGCUGAGGACAUGGAGUGCUUUCUGAAUGCCAGGGCACAAGAGAUUGCAGACGGAGGAAUCAUGGUACUCGUCAUUUUAGGCCGGCCCAAUACUGUUCUUCAUUCUGACUCUGUGGUAAAUGUGAGCUUUCAACUUAUAGGGUCUUGCCUCAUGGACAUGGCUAGGAAGGGAGUAGUAAGUAAGUGAAGAUAAAGUAGAUACAUUUAACUUUCCUGUGUAUUACAUGACUCCCCAAGAACUGGAAGCUGCUGUAGAAAGAAAUGAAUAUUUUAGUUUAAAGAAGUUGGAAACAGUACCUCACAUUCCGAUUCCUCCCACUGUCUCUCCAAGCCAACUCUUUGUAUCUCUCGCGAGAGCUGCCUUUGAGGAAGUCAUCAAGCAGCAAUUCGGAGAAGAAAUCUUAGAUGAGCUCUUUGACUCGUAUCUCAAGAAACUUGAAGAGCAACCCUCCAUCAUUGCGUCAGCGACUGAAACUGCAAUCAUCUUUCUUGCCGUGCUUAAGCGCAAGUAAAAUGAUGCGAACAUGAUGUCUCAGUACUCAUGAAGAUGUUGUCAAAUUUCAUUUGCUUCAUUGUUAUGUUAGUUUUCUUUUUUAUACGAUUAAGUGGAAUAAAACCUCUGUACGAGUCUUAGCUCAAGUGGCUUGGGAAGACGAGAUGGAAAUGUUGGUUUCCCCUUGUAACCGAAAAUUCACUGCAGGAGAGAGAUACUUUCUAGCC